Hylaeus anthracinus is the source of this 1575-nucleotide messenger RNA. RefSeq names its product tripartite motif-containing protein 42-like. Bases 192 to 1322 code for a protein of 376 amino acids. Gene Ontology annotation, molecular function: zinc ion binding. The record is from RefSeq and is a predicted model, not a curated record. Lineage: Eukaryota; Metazoa; Arthropoda; Insecta; Hymenoptera; Colletidae. The transcript is spliced from 6 exons.
UAUGGCAAACGCGAAGUAGUGCAAACGGUAUUCGUAACGUUCGUCGACGAGACUUUCCCUACAUGUUACAAGAGAGUACAUAUUUCUUUAUAUCUUGAAGAUUUACCUAAUUAACAUGGUUAAAUUUUGAAACGGUCUGCUUUCAUAUCAUUGCAAUUUUUUGAUCAGUGAGACAACUUAAAGAGUGUUUCAUGGAUUUCGUAAAAUGCUUCAAAUAUCAAUCUAUAAGAAAUUGUUGCGGUGAAAGGACCUCGAUGGAUAGCGAAAACGAGAACAACGAAUUUCCUAUUAAAGAACGUACAUUCCCUAAACGAACAAAUAAAAUUGGAGAUACGCAGAAAGUUGUUAAUACGGAGUUACCGUGUUUCGAUAAAAGCGAACGUUAUGACGAUUAUUCAAAAUUGAAUAUGCCAUUGUCUUGGCAUACAAAUGGGGAAAAUUCCAUGUACCAUGUCUCGAAAGCGUCUUAUGAUAUAAAAGAUCGAAUAAGCAACGAAUACGAACAGGAAGAAAUCCUUUUCUCUCCUAAGACGGGUGAAGAUAUAGACUUUCAGUGUCCUAGAUGUAGUAAAAGGAUGCAAGAGCCAAGACUUCUUCCUUGCUUGCAUCCUAUAUGUUCACCGUGUGUUUCAGAAUUAAUGAGUAAACCUCUUUAUACUUCCAUGAAAGGUACUAGAACACACGGUGUACUGUCGGAAGAUCGAACAAGUAAUUUCUACGAAUUGUGUUCCUUGUGCGACUUUCGAUUACCGAAUGUUAAUUCACCAAUUCCACCCCCACAUUAUCCUCUUCAGCAUCGUUUGGUUAUGGAUGCUAUACGCUGCAAACUCGCGAAUAGAGUCCUUUGCGACACUUGUACGGACGAAGUUAUCGCACAUGUUCAGUGUUCCACGUGCCUUCGUAAUUUCUGUUCGGCUUGUGGAAUAGAACAUCAACAACAAGUCGUCAUGGAAUUGAGACCAUCGAAACACUUAAUGAGGCCGAUUUGGGAAGCUACCAAAGUACGACGUACCGCGCUCUGCCAAAAACAUCCUACACACGCAUUGCGGUUUUAUUGCAUUGCAUGCCGACAGGUGACAUGCAAAGAAUGUAUAUGGAGUACACAACAUAGAGGUCAUGCAAGCGAAAAUGCUGCUGGAGCUGGGAAAAGGGUUGCUCUGUACUUGACAUCGAUAUUGCAAAGGGCAAAAACGCUUUUAAAUCUACUUCUGACACAGUACAACCGAAAAUCGUUUAUGAGUGGUACCUUUGAAGAAAUGAAAGAUACUUUCAUUUCAAGGGAUUAUCGGUAUGUUAAACAAAUGGUAAUGUACUAUAGUUGAUAGUAUGGUACUAGUUAGCAUAAAAAGCAAGCUAGAUAGAAGUAUGAAUUGUCAUGUGAUGGUACAAAUUAAAAUUUGCUAGACUAAGAUCACAAUAUAUUGAGACUGUCAUUUGAGGUGCAAUUUAAGCAUUUCUGUGUUAUAUACAAGAAAUGGGGUAAAAAACAGAAAACUAUUCCAUUAUUUAAUUAAUGGUUUGGAAACAAAUAUUUGUAUAAAAUAUAUGUAUAAUGAUAUUUCACCAUUUGUAUGC